Aspergillus mulundensis is the source of this 2010-nucleotide messenger RNA. RefSeq lists its product as uncharacterized. Bases 1 to 2010 code for a protein of 669 amino acids. NCBI's taxonomy places the organism in Eukaryota, Fungi, Ascomycota, Eurotiomycetes, Eurotiales, Aspergillaceae. The transcript has a single exon. The record is from RefSeq and is a predicted model, not a curated record.
AUGUUCAAAGUCAUCAUCGCCAUUCUCCUGCUGCCUCUGGCACUCACCUCCCCCCUCCUCGCCGCUGUACUCGCACCGAUUCAACUGCUCCUACUCUACAUCUGGCGCAUAAUUCAAGGGUUCCUGGGCAACAUCAUCGCCUUCUGUUUCAACUUCUUCAACUGCAACAAGAAAUGCCGCAACAAGCUCAUCAAGGACUACAAGAAAUACUCAUCGGGAAAUCUGUUCAGUAACGCAUUCGCGAUUCCUGCCCUCGUUCUAAAGCAGCUCGGACGUCCAAUAACCUGGGUCUUUGGCAGUCUGUACAACGUGGUCGUAGGGGAGCCUAUCAACAUGUAUAUCCAACAGGCCACCUCCGACGAGAUGGGCACCUAUUUUCUGUAUCUGGUCAUCUUCAGAUGUCUCCGUAUGAUCAAGCACCUUUACAGGGCCUUUAGACACAGCGCGACGCCCGUGCCAGAACGACCGAAUGUGCGUCCGACAGACUGCACUGUGAUCCUCCCAACCUCCGACCCGCGUCAGAAUCCCGAUUUCGAAGAGUGUCUGAGCUCAUGCCUCGCCAACGCGCCAGGCGCCGUCAUCGUCGUGACAAACAGCAGCGCAAUGGUCGACGCAGCAAAGCGCAUCGUGACCCCCUACGAGCAGCGCUUCCCCUCUAUCAAGAUCAGCGUCAGGUCCUGCCACUACAAGGACGCCACGAAGCGCCAGCAGCUCGCCUACGCCCUCGGCUACGUCAGGACCAGGAUCACCGUCCUCCUCGACGAACACGUCUUCUGGCCCUCCCCGCGGUUCCUCCCGUCCCUCAUCGCCCCCUUCGACGACGAAGAGACCAACGUCGGCCUCGUCGGCACAAACAAGCGCGUUCGCCGCAGCGAGUCAGGCUACUCCUUCUGCAAUAUGCUCGGCGCGCUCGACCUCGAGCGCCAGAACUUCGAACUCCGCUCCACCAACGCCCUGGAUACGGGCGUGCUCGCCGUGUCAGCCCUAACCUCCGCGCAUCGCUCCGCCGUCGUAACGAACCGCCGCUUCCUAUCCGAGUUCGCGAACCAGUGCUAUUUCUUCGGUACAUUUGACGCAGACGACGGCGACAUCGACGCCUUCAUCACCCGCUGGACCGUCAAGCAGGGCUUCAGCGUGAAGAUCCAGCACUCCGCCGACACGUGCAUCGAGACGACCGUCUCGUCAACCCUAACGGGCCUCCUCUCCCAGCUCGUCAUGCAAGCACGCAGCAGCUGGCGCAACCGCUGCGCCGCCCUCUUCACAGACCGCCUCUUCCUCGACCAGCCGCUCACCUCGUGGGUGGUCUACCUCCCGUUCCUGUACGCCACGGCCCUCUGCGACAUCGCGCAGAUAUACACCCUCAGCAACAGCAACCUCGGUCUGGAACCGCACGCGCUGACCUACCUAAUAAGCGCCAUCCUCUUCUCGAAAUUCCUCAAGAUAGCACCUUACUUCCUUUCCCACCCGCACCAUCUCCUCCUGCUCCCGGGAUACAUCAUCUUCACAUACCUCCAAAGCCUCCUAAGGGUCUACGCAGCCCUAACAUUCUUCCUCACAAGCAGCGGGCCAGAUCGCUACGCCGAGGCUGCUUCUGCUUCUGCGCCUGCUUCCCUAUCCCCAUCCCCACCCACCCGGGCUCUCUCAACCCCCGCUCCCCCCCGCGCAAACGAAAUGCAAAUCCCCCUCAUCGUAUCCCCGAGUACAUUCCUCCGCCCGCAACCCCGCGAUCUGGCGGGCGUUAGCGCCGCGCAGGCGUACGCGUACGAGCGGCACGCGGACCGCGUGGCGAGGGCAGUGCGCGAGGACGCGCCCUCGCCUGUUUCGCCGGGUGUUGUUGCGGCGCACGCGCAGCAAGCGCAGUCGCCGCCGCCGCCGCCGCCGAAGAAGCGUGGGCGGCCGCGGCUUACGCCGAAUGCGUCGCCGAGGAUGACGCCGAAUGCGACGCCUCAUGGGUCGCCGGCGCUUGGGGCGAAGAGGGGGCGUGGGAGGCCGAGGAAGAAUCCGUUGUAG